Lates calcarifer (barramundi perch) is the source of this 1943-nucleotide messenger RNA. Its product is annotated as E3 ubiquitin/ISG15 ligase TRIM25. Gene Ontology annotation, molecular function: zinc ion binding. The record is from RefSeq and is a predicted model, not a curated record. The transcript has a single exon. Bases 189 to 770 code for a protein of 193 amino acids. Lineage: Eukaryota; Metazoa; Chordata; Actinopteri; Centropomidae.
UCCUGCCACACACUUCCUGUUUAUGACAACCGUCGCAGGUCUUUCGGUUGACGUUUUACUCGUAACACCAGGAUCUGACCGGACCUUUCACCCCAGACCAGGAGCAGACCCUGAACAGAAGAACCAGAGCUCAGCUGUUAUCUGUUGAGAGGAAGUGAAAGUCUGAGACGUUCAGUGUUUCAGUGAAAAUGUCUCAGCUGGACCGAGAGAGGUUGUGCUGUCCAAUCUGUCAGGAUCUACUGGGAGAUCCAGUGACUAUUGCCUGUGGUCACAGCUACUGCAUGGACUGUAUUAAAAAACACUGGGAUGAAGAGGAUCAGAGGAGAAUCCACAGCUGUCCUCUGUGCAGGAAGGACUUCAUACCGAGGCCUGUCCUGGUGAAAAAUACCAUAUUGGCAGAUUUGGUGGAGGAGCUGAAGAAGACUGGACUCCUGAAUGCUCCUCAUCAGAACCGUGAUGCAGGACCUGGAGAUGUGGCCUGUGAUUCCUGCACCAGGAGGAAGCUAAAAGCCACCAAGUCCUGUCUGCAGUGCAUGGCCUCUUACUGUGAGCACCACCUCCAGCCUCACUAUGAAUUUCUGACUUUUCAAAAACACAAGCUGGUCGAAGCCUCAGCGAAGCUCCAGGAGAACAUCUGCUGUCGUCACGACGAGGUGAUGAAGAUGUUCUGUCGCACUGAUCAGAGCUGUAUCUGUUACCUCUGCUCUGUGGACGAACACAGAGGCCACGACAUCGUCUCAGCUGCUGCAGAGAGGAUUGAAAGACAAUGAGAUCUGGAGCUGAGUAGACAGAAGAUUCAGCAGAAGAUCCAGGACAGAGAGAAAGACAUGGACAUGCUUCAGCAGGUGGUGGAGGCCAUCAGUCGCUCAGCUGAUGAAGCAAUGAGGGACAGCGAGACCACCUUCAACCAGCUGCUCCAACUCAUCCAGAAAAGAAGUGGUUGUUACUGUCUGAGGGGAACAGGAGAGUGACAGAUAUGGAUAGAAAACAGUCGUAUCCUGACCAUCCAGACAGGUUCAGUGACAGGCUUCGGGUCCUGAGCAGAGAGGGUCUGACUGGACAGUGUUACUGGGAGGUGGAGUGGACUGGACUGGUUUCUAUAGCGGUCACCUACAAGAGCAUUAGCAAAACAGGAAGUGAGAGUGUGUUCGGAGACAAUGAUGAGUCCUGGACGUUGUUGUUUCCCAAUAAUGAAUUCAGACACAACAGGACCAUCACCUCCCUGUCAGGCCCUCAGUCCUUCAGGAUCGGGGUGUACCUGGACCAUGGUGCAGGUAUUCUGUCCUUCUACAGGAUCUCUGAAACCAUGACCCUUCUCCACAGAGUCCAGUCUGUGUUUGUUCAGGAUCUGCUGAGCUGUGUCAGCUGCAGUAGACAGAACUUAUUUCUGUCAAUGCUGAGCUGUUUCUCUACUUCCUGUCAGUCAGUCUACAAAACUGUCAAAGCAACAAACAAACACAUAUAACUUUCAUAAAGUGAGUAUAAGCAUCAAAGAAUACUUAAAGUACCAAAAGUACUCAGUACAGAAUUAUUAUAGUUAGUAAUAGUUAUUAUUUUUGUGUAAUUUAAAUUUUUGUUUUUGGGUGUGAUUCUAUUCCUCUCUUUGGUUCUGUGUUUAAAAUGUGUUGUGUAAAUAAAGCUACAACCACCACAGUUAGAAAUGAAUUUUCAUUUUGCAGUGAAGAGAGUGACCAUGAGGGGGCAGCAGAGAAUAACAGACAGCCACAUCACUGCUUCAUUUCUACACAGUGAACAGCAGAUCAUCACCUCUUAUUAUCUGUGGAAAAGUUUUACUGUUCAUGUUUUAUUUCUCGGGUUUCAGGGUUUUUUUUAUUAACUCUCAGCAGAUUAAUGAAAUGUCUUUAACCAUGAUGGAGCAGCUGUUAAUGAAGACAGAGGUCAGCUGACCAAUAAAAACAGACAACAUUUGUCUCUCACCUUCA